AUGACAUAUAGUGUACUGCGGUUACAACGAAGGCGAACGUGUUCAUCAGUCGGUAGUCAUCGAUCAGCGAGCAAUUUGGUGGCUAUCGAUCGAGCAGUCGCGUUCAGUUUUUAUUAUCCCCCACUUCCACCAUGCACAGUGUCAUCGCAGACCACUCAGUUGAACAUUAUCGGUCAAUCAAAAGGAUUCGAUUUUAGCAAAACCACAGGUGUAGCACCCUUCCAGCCCUCAUCAACAUAUGUUAUGUCGCAACAAACCAUGCCAACGUAUACGGAUGCGGCAGUGUAUGAAGAGAACGCAUAUCCAUCAGCCACAAUGAACAACUAUGGAGCGUUUGGUCAUCAAACGCCAGCACAAUUCACGUCAUACAUGGACCCAGUUGGAGAUGAUGCGGCUGAGCUGAACGCUUUAGCGUUCGAAUCGAUGUUCGAUACAGGUUUGGCCCUUACCGCAGAACCGCCGUUUGCUUUACCGAGGGAGUUGUGUGCCAAAAUGAUGUACAGCAAGAAUGCUGCUCUUCUGCAAGAGGUGCAAGUCGGUUUGGAACAGUUGAUUAAGCAACCCGAAGAAUUUGACGCUUGGUCAGGAGCGAUACGAACUCGGCUCGUCGAGAAGCUGAUAACACCAGAAGCACUCAGUCUUACAGCCGAAAUGAUCAUUCAGAUGGCUGCACUCAAGUCUGGUGUACAAUAUGGCUUUGCUCGUCUUUGUGUGUAUCUUUGCACGGAAGUGCAAAACUUUCGACAAAAUAAUCUUCUACCGAUGUUGCAUAGAUAUCAUGAGCAGAAUCGUAAGCACAUGCCAACUGAACAACAACAGAAUCUAUUGUUAUUCUUUGCUGAACUUUAUGAGAAGCUGGAAUUGGCUGGUGGUGCACGAAUCGCAGUAAUGGGAGAUGCAAUAUUCGAGCAGAUUGAAAGUAUGUUAGAUAUGCAAGCGAAAAUCCAAGAUUCGUCCGUAAGAACGGUUAUACAAGUGCUUAAAUUGGAUGGUCGACAUUUGGAAUGUGGUGAAAAAGGUGUGGCACGAGUAGACGAAGUAUUCACUAAACUUAACGCCUUUGCCAAAGGGCAUCCAGCAUUGAGCGACUCAGUCAAACAGCAAAUUGUGAAUUUAUCAGCGUUUCGCGAGAGCAACUGGGGCUUGAAAAAUCAAGAAACUUAUAAGUCUCAUCUACACGUAGAUAGCAGUGCAAUAAUAACACCAUCAAGUUCGUCUGGUGAUUUGAUAAUCGGUCCAGAUGGACAGCCGCUAAGUGAAGAGGAACGUGCAUUCGUGGAGGAUAACAUCCAAAGAGUGAACAGUGCCGAUAUGAAUAACGAGGAGAAUGAUUUUUCGGACGAUUGCGAGGAAUUCCUUAUGAAUGGCAAGCUAUCAUUGAUCUAUUCAUAUACAUUCAUGUUUUCAACAAUGUUGCCGUUUGAUUUGCAUUUAUGGGAAACGUUGAAUUUACAAGAAGUGAUCGAGAUGGAUGAAGAAGAGAAAGCUAAAGCAGAGACGCCAAAUGAUAUCACUUCAUUGGCGGAUCAAGGAAAUGAGAAAUCAAAUAAAUCGAAUGAAUAA
Messenger RNA from Anisakis simplex (herring worm), 1563 nucleotides. Lineage: Eukaryota; Metazoa; Nematoda; Chromadorea; Rhabditida; Anisakidae. The record is from the annotation of a GenBank genome assembly.